Daphnia pulex (common water flea) is the source of this 1752-nucleotide messenger RNA. RefSeq names its product tyrosine-protein kinase HTK16-like. The transcript has 4 exons. Gene Ontology annotation, biological process: IRE1-mediated unfolded protein response; protein phosphorylation; intrinsic apoptotic signaling pathway in response to endoplasmic reticulum stress. The coding region runs from base 1 to 1515 and encodes 504 amino acids. Gene Ontology annotation, cellular component: IRE1-TRAF2-ASK1 complex. Gene Ontology annotation, molecular function: ATP binding; RNA endonuclease activity; protein serine/threonine kinase activity. The record is from RefSeq and is a predicted model, not a curated record. NCBI's taxonomy places the organism in Eukaryota, Metazoa, Arthropoda, Branchiopoda, Diplostraca, Daphniidae.
AUGAGCAAAGAAGUGCUGGAAACGGAGAGCUGUUACGAAAUGGAUUUCACGCAACGUUGCGGAGACAAAGUCGACGUCAGCAAAGACCAGAAAGUCUCUAUAAUGGUAAAGAAAGUGAAAGUUCCCGUUGGAGGUGAGAAUAAAGCCUUGAACUGCACCCACUGCAAAGUGACGUGUCAAUACCCUGGCAAUUCAAACAUUUCGACCGCCGAGUCUUCUUCCUGCCCGGCCUUUGAGAUGGAAGACAUGGGGGCAGCCGCACUUGAUUCCGAUUUUGUCUCCGUAAGUUGGGCGUGCAAGGUGUGUCCCGGCCAUUGCCUUGGCGGAGUCCACAAAUACGAGGAUUUCAAAUGGUACUUUACCCAAGAAACGACGAACUCGAUGGAGGACCAGCAUCUGGACGAGGAAGAGAUAACGAAGAACUGGAAAAAGAAAAUCGAAAAGGAAAUUGAAACCCUCCGUCUCGACGUGCUGGAGAUGAAAGCGCUGGCUAAUAAUCCGCCCACCACUAGGCCCGAAAACAUCCAGGAGAUGAUCACACCUGAGGAGGACAUCAACAAGAAACCUGCUGGUGAAGAUGAGAAAAUCGUCAAGGGUUUGUUUGAAACUACCAUUGAAAAUGGGGAAAAUGGCAAAUCGACAGAGCAAAUCCCGGAGAUUAAACCAUUGGAAUUCAAGCUCGAAUUGGGAAACAUGAUGUGCUCGGGGUAUUACCGUGCAUUUUUCGGUGGUUCCUUCAAUGGAGAAAAAGUUGCCAUCAAACGAGUUCGAGCUGACAGAACCAAAUUCCAUGAAAAUGAAGAAAAAAUACUUAAUAAAUUCAAUCAUCCCAACGUCAUUAAACUUUUGCAAAUGACGCAGGAUGCCAAUUAUCGAUUUUACGUCUUUGAACUGUCCGCUGGUACCAUCGAUGACUUUUGUUCACGCGAUUACAAAGGGAAAAUGCCAAGUGAUGACGAAGCUCUGAAGCAGAUGGCCGCAGGUUUGCUGUACAUUCACGGCAAGCGAUACGCCCACUCGAACAUCAGCCCUUACAGCGUUUUAAUUUCAUCUUCCGAGCCCGUCCGGUUGAUGAUUGCCAAAUUCGUCUCGUGUGAGCCAACGACUAACACGGGGACCUUUUCGAUUGAAUAUUUCAUGGGCGGUAGCGCUGAGGUGUGGAUGGCACCGGAACUUUAUGAUUAUUACGAUUAUUACGAUGGUUAUACCGACCAACAGCCAGUCAACUCCUUUAGCAUUGCCUGCGAUACGUGGUCACUUGGAUGCCUCUUUUUCUAUUUCCUAACGAGAGGAGUUCAUCCUUAUGGGGAUGACGAUGAAACCAUUCCAUGGAAAGUUCUGAUGAAACAAAAACCUGUCAAGCUUGAAGAAGCCUUGCAGGCAUCGAACCACGAAUUGAGUCCAGUUUACGAGUUGAUCCGUGAUAUGAUCGACCCACAACCGGAAAAACGUAUUUCGCUUGAAUCUGUCGUUAAGCGACUAGAGAAUGUGUUACCCCCAUCAGCAACGGCCUAAUUCUCCUACUUCCGCUCAAUAAUGGGAACUGUCCAUCAAAACAGAUGAAAAUGGACAAUUUUAAAAAUGUUGAAAUAAAAAAACGAGAAUUCGCUAGAGCUGGAAGAAAUAAUCUAAAACAAAUUUACAAUUAAUGAAACAGCAAUUACAGCUCUAAAUUUUGGAUAUUGAUACUCUUAGGCGCUCUUAGGGUCUACGUUACAAUUUCUUAUUAAUAGAUUGACGCGAUUAAGAAAA